CGACGACGACGUCGUAUCAUCUUCUUCCUUCGUAGUCUCCUUUUGUUCACCAGCAAACUCGCGGCAAUUCCUUCCUGCCUCUUUUUUCCGCCAAUCAAUUGAUGCUGUAGCAGUCGUCAAAACCAAGUUCAACCGCCAUUGGUGUUCAUCCUCCUCCAAUCGGUCAUCAACACAGGAUACGAAGUAAGAAUCCCACGGGUUUCUGUCUCAUUCACCAUCCGCCUAUCCGAGAAAAGGGGAUGAAAACCAGAAAUCAAGCCAAGCGAAAGCGUCAACCAUAUGGUCAAGAUGACACGAAUAAGGAAGCUGGAGAUGAUCCAAAAGCAAAUGGCACUCUUGCUAAUAUUACACCACAGAAGGGUAUCAACAAGUUUCAGAAACGAGUUGCUUCACGUGGGUUGAAAGGAAAAGAUAUUAAUUUUGAUUCUGCAAGUAAGUUGGAAAGUUUGUCAAAGGGAAAGGAAAAACAAGUAAAAGUCAACAUUGGUUCACAAAAUAUACCAAAGGCCGAAUUGGAGAAUUCAGCACCUUUGAACACUGAUGAUGGAAAAAGUUCUAUGCAAGUUAAGUCUGAAUCAGAAGAUGUAAUGGCUGAUUCAGAUUGGGAAGAUGGACCUAAUUCAAAUUUAAAUUCUGAAAUUGAUCAUCAAAAUCAUAUAAGCAAUAAUAUUUCUAUUGAAAUUGAUGCAUCACCUGGUGAUAAUACUGCUAAACGGAAGCCUGUACGUCGAGCUUCUGCUGAGGAAAAGGAAGUUGCUGAGCUUGUGCAUAGGACACAUUUACUCUGUUUACUUGCACGUGGACGUGUGAUUGAUAGUGCUUGCAAUGAUCCUCUCAUUCAGGCUUCCUUAUUAUCACUUUUGCCAACAAAGUUUCUGAAGUUAUCAGAAGCUACAAAUCUUACAGUAGAUGCUUUGACUCCUUUAGUCAACUGGUUCCAUAGUAGCUUUCGUGUUAGAAGUUCAAGCAGUGACAAAUCCUUCCAUUCAGCUUUAGCCACUGCUCUUGGAACCCAGGAGGGGACUCCAGAAGAGGUAGCUGCUUUAUCUGUGGCAAUGUUCAGAUCAUUGAAUCUUUUAACACGUUUUGUAUCCAUUUUAGACGCCGCAUCUUUGAAACCAGAUGCUGAUAAAUCUGAUGACAUGUCACCCCGAAGAAAAACUGGUACAGGGGUAUUUCAGUCCUCUACAAUCAUGGUGACUCGGUCAAACGAACCCUCUACAUCUUCCAAUAAACAAUUUCCACCUCUUGAUGUUGACCACAUUGCUUCUAUUCACAACAAGCAAACACCUGAAACUUCUUCAAAACCUUCAUGCCAAAGUCAAAGUCAAAGUCAAACCAUCUCUCCCGUUGAUGAUCAGUCAAAUGAGAGAAGGGUUGACUUAGGGUCAAAGAGAAAAGGGGAUCUUGAAUUUGAAAUGCAAAUGCAAAUGGCUCUUUCUGCAACUGCAACUAAAACAUCAGAAAUAUCAAAUACCGAUUCUUUCAAAAAAUUGAAAAAAAUAAAAUGUGAAGAAGAUCCAUCAUCAUCAUCAUCAUCAUCAAUCUCUACUGCAAUUGGAUCAAGAAAAGUAGGAGCUCCAUUGUAUUGGGCAGAAGUUUAUCUUAAUGGAAAAUGGGUUCAUGUUGACACCAUAAAUGCCACCAUUGAUGGAGAAAAUAAAGUUGAAGCUUUAGUUGCUGCAUGUAAAACUUCAUUAAGAUAUGUGGUUGCUUUCAAUGGUCAAGGAGCUAAAGAUGUCACUCGCAGGUAUUGUGCAAAAUGGUACAAGAUAGCAUCACAUCGAGUUAAUUCCACUUGGUGGGAUGCAGUUUUGGCACCAUUAAAAGACCUAGAGUCUAAAACAACCCAAGGCAUUGGAUUGUCUGAUAAUUUGAGAAACGAACGUGCAUCUCUUGAGGAUAUGGAGCUGGAGACCAAGGCGUUGACUGAGCCUCUUCCAACUAAUCAACAAGCGUAUAGAAGUCAUCAUUUAUAUGCAAUUGAAAGAUGGCUUACAAAGUACCAAAUUCUUCACCCAAAAGGCCCGAUUUUAGGGUUUUGUUCUGGUCAUCCUGUUUACCCUAGAGCUUCUGUCCAAAUCCUGCAUACAAAAGAAAAAUGGCUACGUGAGGGGCUUCAGUUAAAAGUCAACGAGCUUCCAGUCAAAGUCUUGGAACGUUCUGUAAAAGUCAACAAAGGGAAAGUUACAGAUGAAGAUGAUUGUGUAGGCCCCACUGGGACCAUUCAUCUUUAUGGAAAAUGGCAAACAGAGCCUCUAUGUUUGCCUCAUGCACAAAAUGGGAUUGUUCCAAAGAAUGAACGUGGGCAAGUGGAUGUGUGGUCUGAGAAGUGUCUUCCCCCAGGAACUGUUCAUUUAGGGUUUCCAAGGAUCUUUAAUAUUGCCAAGAAGCUAAAUGUCGAUUAUGCCCCUGCGAUGGUUGGAUUUGAAUUCAAGAAUGGACGAUCUUACCCUUUGUAUAAUGGGAUUGUCGUGUGUUCUGAGUUCAAGGAUAUGAUUCUAGAUGCAUAUGGAGAAGAAGAAGAGAGGAGGGGGGAAGAGGAGAGAAGAAAGAGUGAAGCAAAAGCUUUAUCAAGAUGGUAUCAACUUCUUUCAUCCAUUGUAACUAGACAAAGAUUGAACAAUCGAUAUGCAAAACCAGAAGAAGUCUCCUCAUGUCACAAAAAUGAUGUUGGAAAAACAAAUGAUUCAUUUGAUCAUUGUUCAACUAGUGUUAAUACACAAGAUGUGCAAAAAUUAGUAUCACUUCAAGAAAAUGAUGAUGUGGCACAAACAUUUGAAGAUGAUCAUGAGCAUGUGUUUGUGAAUGGAAGUUUGGAUGUUGAGAAUUCUGUGAGGAAAAAGAGUUGUCGAUGUGGGUUUUCGAUUGAGGUUGAAGAGAUGUAGUUGAUAAUGUUUUGAAACAUUUUAUGUAAUUUGAAACGAAUUAUAAAGUUAUGUUUUAUCUGUUUAAGGUUGUGUUUGACAGCCUAGCUGAAAAGUCUGUUGAGAGAUGUACCUCUACAGUUCUCUAUUCAAGGGUAGAGAAACAUCUAUAUAUGACAUGCUGCAUGUUUUGUAUAAAAGAAAACUGUUUUGUUGAGUAAAUUAGAAAAAAUAAAAUGUGUACUUUAAACUUAA
This is a messenger RNA of Lactuca sativa (garden lettuce), 3122 nucleotides long. RefSeq names its product DNA repair protein Rad4 family (gene RAD4). Gene Ontology annotation, molecular function: damaged DNA binding; single-stranded DNA binding. The record is from RefSeq and is a predicted model, not a curated record. Gene Ontology annotation, cellular component: XPC complex; nucleotide-excision repair factor 2 complex; cytoplasm. Gene Ontology annotation, biological process: mismatch repair; nucleotide-excision repair. Lineage: Eukaryota; Viridiplantae; Streptophyta; Magnoliopsida; Asterales; Asteraceae.